AUGGCUACAAUAGAGACUGAAGGAAAGGGGGCACAAGAAGCGGUAUUUUGGGAGCUAAUAAGCUACACUUAUAGAAUACUAAAUUUAAAGAGAUAUAUAGGGGGAGCACUAGGGUUUACUCCUCAGUUUAUAAAUUAUUAUUAUACUUUCUCCUUUAAUAAGGUAAAGCUAACCUUAAUAGCUCCUUAA
Molecule: messenger RNA, 189 nt
Organism: Fusarium pseudograminearum CS3096
Lineage: Eukaryota; Fungi; Ascomycota; Sordariomycetes; Hypocreales; Nectriaceae
Exons: 12
Coding region: 1-189 (62 amino acids)
Source: RefSeq, a predicted model, not a curated record